This is a messenger RNA of Nicotiana attenuata, 1507 nucleotides long. Its product is annotated as probable purine permease 9. Gene Ontology annotation, molecular function: purine nucleoside transmembrane transporter activity. Gene Ontology annotation, cellular component: membrane. Lineage: Eukaryota; Viridiplantae; Streptophyta; Magnoliopsida; Solanales; Solanaceae. The record is from RefSeq and is a predicted model, not a curated record. The transcript has 2 exons. The coding region runs from base 144 to 1388 and encodes 414 amino acids.
CUUCACAUGCAAUUAUAUAAUAAGCCAUCAGAAUCCUAACAUGAGAUUCAACCUUUUAUUCAAAUCCAUAGAAAGCAAGUCUAAACAAAUAGUUUAAUUCAACCAGGUAGCGAGAGUUACUUCAUAAGUCGAAGUACUUCUACAUGUUUGCUAUGGGAAGUAAUGUUCAAGAAAAGGAGCUGGAUAUAAUCAUCAUCCAAGAAGAAACUGAAGAAAUGCAAAACUUGGAGAAAAUUAUUGUUGAACCUGAGUCAUUGACUUUGACUGCUGGUAAAUACAAGAGGUGGCUCGAAGUAGGGAUCCACGCCUUCAUUGUCCUGGCUAGUCUGUCAGUAGCUACAAUACUUGGAAAGUUGUAUUACGACAAAGGCGGAAGAAGUACGUGGUUAGCUUCACUUACUCAAACUAUAGGUUUUCCCAUUCUUCUAAUUCCAAUGAUCAUUUCGAAUAAUAAUAAAAUCAAAACCCCAAAAUUAGAAGGAAUAGUAAGUCACAACGACGUUGACGCAAAAUCUCCUUCUAAAAUGGUGUUGUUAUCAAUCUAUGCCUUUCUUGGUUUUCUGCUGGGAGUAGGCUGUGUUUUGUAUUCAAAAGGCCUUUUACAUCUCCCAACCUCAACUUUUUCUCUAAUUUCCGCAAGUCAAUUAGGGUUCAAUGUUUUGUUCUCGCUCUUCAUGAGACUACAAAAAAUUACAUUUUUUGUGUCCAAUUCUAUUUUUCUCUUAACCAUUUCCUCUGUUCUCUUGGCGUUACAACCUGAUCAUGACUCUUCAAGCAAAACGGAAUCGUCUUCUCAACUGAAGCAUCAUUAUGUGCUAGGGUUUGUAUUCACACUAAUUGCUUCAGCUGGUUUUGGUUUACUAUUAGCCACAACAGAGCUCAUGUUUAGAAAAUUCCUAAAAAAGAAUAGUUUGAAAGAAAACAUGGAUGUCAUUAUUUGUCAAUCAUUUUUCGCGACGUGUCUCAUCCUUAUUGGACUAUUCGCAAGUGGAGAGUGGAGGAAGUUGAAAGCAGAGAUGCAAGAUUUCGAGCUUGGAGAAGUAUCAUAUGUCAUGAUAUUAUUUUGGAUAAUUUUGUGUUGGCAACUUUACUCCUAUAGUCUUCUUGGUCUGAUAAUGAAGGUAUCUGCUGUAUUUGCCAAUGUGAUUACCAGUUUGGGUGCGCCUCUAAUUCAGAUCCUAUCUGUUAUUAUUUUCCAUGACAAGAUGAGUGGGGUGAAAGCAAUUUCUAUUGUUUUGGCUAUUUGGGGAUUUUCUUCUUAUGCCUAUCAGCAGUACCUUGAUGAGCAAAAGCACAAAGCUGAACUUUCAAUUUGCAACGGAGCAUCUGAAGAAUUCGUUGGUGAAGGUGAUUUCACGUGCAAAGAAAAUUCUACAGUUAUUAAUUAGCUAGGCUGUUUUCUUUUAAAUUAAAAUCUAUUACCUAAUAUUUUUAUGAAAAGGAUUGCUGUUGAUUGUUACUGUUAUUUUCUUUUAUCAAUAUGUAAUAUAUUAUAAUUGUUCCAUUA